Molecule: messenger RNA, 836 nt
Organism: Lemur catta (Ring-tailed lemur)
Lineage: Eukaryota; Metazoa; Chordata; Mammalia; Primates; Lemuridae
Gene: GOLT1A
Product: golgi transport 1A
Exons: 5
Coding region: 148-546 (132 amino acids)
Biological process (GO): retrograde transport, endosome to Golgi; endoplasmic reticulum to Golgi vesicle-mediated transport
Cellular component (GO): endoplasmic reticulum; membrane
Source: RefSeq, a predicted model, not a curated record
GGUUGGAGGGGGAGUUAAUGAUUUACCAGAGGCUCAUUUCACAACUUGCCAAGGGUCAGCUUCCUGUGACCAUGUACAGGCUCGGUCCCCUCGGCCGCUGCCCGCCUGCCAGCGUUGAGCCGGAGGGUCCCCCAGGCAGAGUGCAGCAUGAUCUCCAUCACCGAGUGGCAGAAGAUUGGCGUGGGCAUCACCGGUUUCGGCAUCUUCUUCAUCCUCUUCGGGAUACUCCUGUACUUUGACUCGGUGCUCCUGGCCUUCGGAAACCUGCUGUUCCUGACGGGCCUGUCCUUCGUCAUCGGCCUGCAGAGGACGUUCACAUUCUUCUUCCAGCGGCACAAACUCAAGGGCACCAGUUUCUUCCUGGGGGGCGUGGUUAUCGUGCUGCUGCGCUGGCCGCUCCUGGGCAUGUGCCUGGAAACCUACGGAUUCUUUAGCCUGUUCAAGGGCUUUUUCCCCGUCGUCUUUGGCUUCCUGGGCAACGCUGCCAACAUCCCCCUCCUGAGUGUGCUGUUCCGCAGGCUUCAAGGCACCAGCUCAGUGGUCUGAACAACAGAGAUGAGCUCCUUGAACUUGGAUCCUUGGUGGAAGGGGCUGGAGGGAAAGUGGGGACCACCCCCGCACGGCGCUGACUCACUUCCCUGCACGUCGGACCGCCUCGAGCCCAGAAGCAAGGAUGGAGCUGAGUGGCCUCGAAUCCUCAAGCAGCUCGAGAGGCUGCCAGGACUGCUGGGAGGAGAGGCCCAGGCCCCAGGAAGACCAGACUGCGCUGACAUCACAGCCCCACCCUCUACUGAUGGGAGGGAAAGUGAAGAUUAAAUUCCCAAGCCGUGAGUGUG